UGCCUCUGUUUUUAUAGCUGUAUGGAAAACUGUUAGUUUUGCAUCAUAUAAACGCUGACUCUGGCAGGUAGGUGGGGUUUAACGGGGCUGAUUAUUUACGGUACUUUUUGUAGCAGCAGAGCUCUCCGGGAUGGCAUAAGAGUGGCUAUUACUACGGGAGGAGAAAGCCUACCGACCAAACAAAAGACAGAGCCUCGUGGACUCGUUCCAUCGGCGAUGGCACAGCUAGAGGUGUUUUUGUUCCCGGCUCCAGCUCGCAUUUCGUCUGGGAAAUCUGCUAAAAUUGGCUAAUCCUGACCGGUACAUCAACCGACACCUCCAACUAUGGAUUGCAUUGAAGUUCCACCUUGUGUGUUUCUGCGUCAAGACAAUAAGAAGUAAGAGGAAAACAUCACGGACGACUGUGGGUUAUUCUCCAUUCCGGACUGAUCCCCAUCUAUAAAGCGGGUCAUUGAGAAAUGCAGAAGUCAACGGAUUUUUACCCGAAACAGAUUUUGAUAGACUAUUUUGUUUCAAUCCUCGGCUGCAAUAUUCAGGAUAUUCAAUUGGUUGACGUGUAAAGGGCAUGGACACAAUGUUUAUUAUCUACUGUCUACGCAAGUUAUGUUUUAGCUACCAUAAAUUAUCCAUGUAGUUAGAAUAUAUGUCUUCGUGCUCUCUAUUUUGCAAUUAACGACCUGGGAUGAUAUAACUGCAGUUGAGAGGAUUGCUUUGCGCUGGUAGGAAUAGUGCUCUGCUGUAGUUAAGCUCUUUUUAACAGAGAAAGGCCUGUCGGGAUAGACGCUACGCAGAUCGCCUUUAGGCUUUCAGAAAUACCUUUUUGUUCAUUUUGACAACAAACCGAUAUAUAUAUAUAUAUACAAAAUCAAAUGUAAUUCAUAUAAACGCAAGUAACCUAUUCUGAGCUGCAGUGUACAGUUGUAGGCUAUAAAGUGGAAUCAUCUGCCCACUGCACUAGCAAGGUGACAGUAGAGUAGGGUUGCAGUGUGAGCGGAGUUCUCUGUGACAGAAGGACAACAACCAUGGCUCUGCCAGAUAACACCCCAGGCAUUCCCCUAGUGGAGGAAGUCAUCUUCCCUGAGAUAGUAGAGCUGAAUGUGGGCGGCCAGGUGUACAUCACCCGCUACUCAACACUCAUCAGUGUACCAGACUCUCUCCUGUGGGAGAUGUUUAGCAGGAAAACCACCAAAGGGCUGGCGAGGGACACCAAGGGCCGUUUUUUCCUGGACAGGGAUGGUUUCCUGUUCCGGUAUAUUCUGGACUACAUGAGAGAUCAGCAGCUGGUGCUCCCUGACCACUUCCCAGAGCGGGGUCGCCUGCAGCGGGAGGCUGAGUUCUUCAACCUACCUGAGCUCAUAAAGAUCCUGGCGCCCAAACUCAGCAAGCAGAACUCGCUGGGUGACGAGGGGUGUCAGAGCGACCCGGAGGACUCCUCGCCAGGCAUCGACACCGGGCGCAACCUGGCCUCGCUGGGCACUGCUGCCUGCGCCAGUCUGGUCCCCAGUGGAGACGGUAAACGCUCAGGAUUCAUCACCAUCGGUUAUCGCGGCUCCUAUACUUUGGGGCGCGACAGUCAGUCCGACGCCAAGUUCAGACGUGUUGCUCGCAUUAUGGUCUGUGGCAAGACGUCGCUGGCUAAAGAGGUGUUUGGGGAGACGCUGAACGAGAGCCGGGACCCGGACCGACCCCCAGAGCGCUACACGUCACGCUACUAUCUCAAAUUCACCUUCCUGGAGCAGGCCUUUGACAAGCUGGCAGACGCCGGGUUUCACAUGGUGGCCUGUAACUCCACGGGGACCUGCGCCUUCGCUCACGAGCAGACGGACGACAAGAUCUGGACCAGCUACACUGAAUACGUGUUCUACCGUGAGUGAGACCAUCAUCAGCCCUGGUCCCCGGGCCCCCAAGUGCUCCCCAGCCUCCAGCCCCUCUCCCGUUGCCUCCCUGGAUCCAGCCCUGGGUCCUCUUGCCUCCUGGACCCCAGCCUCCAGCCCCCCCCUAGUUCUUUGACCCCCCCUUUGUGCUCCCUAGCCUCCAGUCCUUGGCUCCAACCACCGUGUGCCCCCCCACUCUCCCAGCCUCCAGCAUUUGGAUUCCUGCUUCAAGCCCCCCUGGCCCCCAGCCCCAUGGGCCCCUGCCUCAAGCCCCCUGGCCCCCAGCCCCAUGGGCCCCUGCCUCAAGCCCCCUGGACCCCAGCCCCAUGUUCCACGGCCCCCUGCUUCAAACCCCCCUCAUCCAUAUUUAUUUCUGGCCCAUCAGCUGCCUUCCUUACCGCCUCUGCUGUCCCCUCUCCUGAUCCAUCUAUGAACGGACCAUCGCCCCCUCAAGCCUCCACACCAAGCCCCAGAGACCCAACUGCCUCCCCCUCCACCCUCCAUGUACUGUCUUCUGUAUAUAGUAUCUGCCUCAGUGAAGCACAAUGCUGUGUGUAAAAUAGCUUAUUUAGUCCAGUUCAAGCUCUUCCUGGUCUGUGUUUAACUAAUUGCAGAACUCAGAGAGUAGGCUGGAGGGGCCUAUUGGAAAAGAGCUUAGCCUGAAGUGGCCCCCGGUCGGUACUAUUUUGUUCUGAAUCAAGCCUCUGCUGUUGCUUACUCCAGCAGAUCAGACUCCUCUCUUCUCCCUCUAAGCAGCCGAGAGGAAUGAGCGAGAGUGUGGCCAGCCGGCACAAGCAAGAACAAAGUGUUACACAAACUAAAGUCUUUCGCUUCCAUUCCUCCUUCUCCUACUUCUUAUUUCCAGUAUGACAUGUCUGUGACCAAACUGUUGGGAAAGGACCGUUCAGUUCUACUAUUCAAAUGAUUUAACAUAUU
Oncorhynchus masou masou (cherry salmon) is the source of this 2810-nucleotide messenger RNA. RefSeq names its product potassium channel tetramerisation domain containing 12b (gene kctd12b). The transcript has a single exon. The record is from RefSeq and is a predicted model, not a curated record. Gene Ontology annotation, molecular function: protein binding. Gene Ontology annotation, biological process: regulation of G protein-coupled receptor signaling pathway; protein homooligomerization. Bases 1023 to 1874 code for a protein of 283 amino acids. Gene Ontology annotation, cellular component: signaling receptor complex. NCBI's taxonomy places the organism in Eukaryota, Metazoa, Chordata, Actinopteri, Salmoniformes, Salmonidae.